AUGAAGGUCUUCAUCUUUGCCUGCCUGGUGGCUGUUGCUUUGGCAAAGCAUGAUGUAAAGGGCAAGUACUCCACUGAGAAGUAUAAGCAGGACAACAAUGUGUUCUUCCAAACAACUCAGGACUCUGCUAGCAGUUCAUCCAGUGAGGAAUCUUCUGAGGAAAUCAACGAAAAAAUUGUACAGUCUGAGGAACAAAAGAUCAACCUAAACCAACAGAAAAAAAUCAAGCAAUUUUCCCAGGAGUCUUCCUUCCCCCAGUAUUGCACACCCUCUCACCAACAGCAGACCAUUGCGAACCAGUGGCCCCAGUCUAAUGCCAUCCAUAACAUUCCCAUCCAGGAAUCCAUCAACACAGCUGUGGAGGAAAUCCUGAAGAAGAUCAUUGAUAUGGUCAAGUACACCCAAUAUCAACAGUUCACCAUCCCCCAGUUUCCCCAGGCUAUUAUUCAUCCACAGAUACCUGUGAGUUACUGGAACCCCAGUAAGGAUUACACCUUCCCAAAUGCUCGCUAUGUGAAAGCCUACUAA
Molecule: messenger RNA, 528 nt
Organism: Apodemus sylvaticus (European woodmouse)
Lineage: Eukaryota; Metazoa; Chordata; Mammalia; Rodentia; Muridae
Product: alpha-S2-casein-like A
Exons: 11
Coding region: 1-528 (175 amino acids)
Cellular component (GO): extracellular region
Molecular function (GO): zymogen binding; protein homodimerization activity
Source: RefSeq, a predicted model, not a curated record